AUGGCGAGGUUUGUACUGAAAGCAAAUGCUCAAAUAGAAGCUGAUAGACGUUUGCUACAAUUCGAAUGUUAUGAAGAUUAUUUAGAUUCGCUUACCACUAAUCAAGACGAGUGCUAUUUACAAAGUAUUGCAGUUAGUAGAACUAUAGCAGAAUUAGGAUAUAGGAGUUCUGGAGAAACUUUGAGCAAAAAACAAUUUGAGAGAAGAUUAGCUGCUGUCCUCGCUUAUCUGUUUCCACCUUACAAACCAUACGAAUUGUCCAGUGAUGUUCUAGUUGGUGGAGAUGCUUUGCAAAUGGAUUUAGCACAUAGAGAACGACCAAACCGUGUUGGCAUACUAUCAACAAUAAUUUUUUUGAAAUAUAUGACCAAAUCAGGCUUUGAAGUAUCUGGUUAUAUAGAUUAUGCUGAGAAAUUGGUCAAAGAAGAUUGGAAACCAUUUUUUCAAGGUAAAAAAAGAGUGGUUCCCAAGCCUAUCGACCUCGGUUACUAUCAUUGGAAAUCGGGAAAAGUCGUUUGCAAUGAUUCAUUAAACUAUAAAGUCAAACAAGAUCCUCAAAAAGGUUUAAUUUUCCAAAACAGGUUCGACCGAAAAACAAUAAAUCCUGCUCCCGGUGUUGAUCCCGGGGAUAAUACGAUGAGAAAACGUGUUUACACAGAUUUGUACGAGCUUGUUAUUAUAUUCGAUCAUUUGGUUAGACAAAGAAUUUGA
Diorhabda sublineata is the source of this 711-nucleotide messenger RNA. Its product is annotated as cilia- and flagella-associated protein 299-like. The transcript is spliced from 3 exons. NCBI's taxonomy places the organism in Eukaryota, Metazoa, Arthropoda, Insecta, Coleoptera, Chrysomelidae. Bases 1 to 711 code for a protein of 236 amino acids. The record is from RefSeq and is a predicted model, not a curated record.